Molecule: messenger RNA, 3216 nt
Organism: Pseudoliparis swirei
Lineage: Eukaryota; Metazoa; Chordata; Actinopteri; Perciformes; Liparidae
Gene: slc25a23a
Product: solute carrier family 25 member 23a
Exons: 11
Coding region: 683-2155 (490 amino acids)
Biological process (GO): transmembrane transport
Molecular function (GO): ATP transmembrane transporter activity; calcium ion binding
Source: RefSeq, a predicted model, not a curated record
CAGUUUCAUUUUGCGUGACAGAGAUCGAAACCAGGUCGGGCGAUCUUUUUAUUUUUAUUUUUUAUUAAAUGUAUUUCUUCCUACGUGGCUGUGAUGCACUGCUCACUUAUACAAUCGUAAUCGCCGAAAUGGAUAUGAACGGAGGCUUGAAGAUCUCCAGCAAUAUGUUUGUGAAUGUGUGACGAAUCUGGUGAGCGAGACAGAGCCCCGCUGCAGAUGUGAAGAGAACACAACACACGCACGCGUAGGGAAACCAGUAGGUUUGAAAACCAGUAGGGGUGUAACACCGGUACACGACGUGACCAGUGGCCAUCCAUAUUUGUCUCUAGUGUCCUCCCAGCUGGGUGUUCACACACACACACGCACACACACACACACACGCACGCACACACACACACGCACACACACACACGCACGGAUCUGACACCCUGUUUCUCCCGCUUCCUGCUUCUUCUACAACGGUCGCUGUGAGCAAGACGGAGCGAUCAGUGGCGGUGAAGGCAAAACACCACCGACACCACCCGACACCACCCGGUGCGACCUGCUGGUCUCAGCCCGACCCAGGAGACCGAGCUCCGGGAGCGCGGGUUCCUCUCGGGUCCGGACUCCGGAUCCUCUGCAUCCGGAGACCAUGCGCGGCGACCUGGACGGAAACAGACUCUUACUCUGACUGGCACCAGUUAUGAGACCCCAAUGGACCUGGUUCCUGUCGGCGCGCUGCCAAGACAGCAAAUCUCCUGACCCGGACCAGGAGAGGGAGCGGCGCUGGGCGCAGCUGUUCGAUGAGCUGGACGUCAACAAAGAUGGACACAUCGACAUCCUCGAACUGCGGACGGGGCUGGCCGGCCGAGGGCUCUCCAAGAGCUCCCUGGAGAAGAUCGUGGAGGCCGGGGACACCAACCAGGAUGGAGUACUGGACUUUCAGGAGUUCACCCAGUACCUUCGCACCCAUGAAAAGGAGCUCAAACUCAUGUUUAAGAGCCUGGACAGGAACAACGAUGGUCAGAUCGACGCAGCAGAGAUCCAGCACUCUCUCCACACCGUCGGUGUGGAGAUUAGCCUUAAGGAUGCCACCAGGAUCCUGCAAAGAAUGGACAAAGACGGCACCAUGACCAUCGACUGGACUGAGUGGCGAGAAUUCUUCCUGUUUAAGCGUCUCACUAACAUGGAGGACAUCGCACGCUACUGGAAGCGCUCGAUGAUGUUGGAUAUAGGUGAGCAGCUGACGGUCCCCGAUGAUUUUUCUGAAGAGGAGAAGAAGUCGGGCUAUGUGUGGCGGCAGCUGAUGGCCGGAGCCUUGGCUGGAUCUGUAUCUCGGAGCGGGACUGCCCCCUUAGACCGCCUCAAAGUCUUCCGGCAGGUUCACGGCUUCGCUGAUUUUAAAGGGAACGUGCUGAGCGGUUUCAAACACAUGCUGAAAGAAGGAGGACUUCGCUCCAUGUGGCGGGGCAACGGAAUCAAUGUGCUUAAAAUUGCCCCAGAAACUGCUAUUAAGUUCACAGCUUAUGAACAGAUCAAGAAUUUGAUGCGUAGCCAAAAUGAGACAAGAAAUCUGAGGAUUCAUGAGAGAUUUGUUGCCGGCUCUUUGGCUGGAGCUACAGCUCAGACCGCCAUCUACCCAAUGGAGGUGCUGAAGACCCGUCUCACACUCAGAAAAACAGGCCAGUACUCAGGAAUAGCCGACUGUGCCAAACACAUCCUUCAGAGAGAAGGCGUCGCAGCCUUCUACAAAGGCUAUGUACCCAACCUGCUCAGUAUCGUCCCUUACGCAGGCAUCGACCUGGCCGUGUACGAGACUCUGAAGUUUGCCUGGCUGAACAGGAACAGAGGGUUAGCCGACCCGGGGGUCAUGGUGCUGGUCGGCUGCGGUGCCGUUUCCAGCACCUGUGGACAGCUGGCGAGUUACCCGCUGGCACUCAUCCGCACUCGAAUGCAGGCACAAGCUUCCGUGAAGGGAGACCCUAAACCCUCCAUGUUGGCCUCGCUUCGCAGCAUCUUGACGCAGGAGGGUGUGGCCGGACUUUAUCGAGGCAUUUCCCCCAACCUGCUGAAGGUCAUCCCCGCCGUCACUGUGUCCUACGUCGUCUAUGAGUACACGAGGAUACUCCUGGGAGCGGAGAUUGAGGGUAGGAGGGGCGGGAAGGAAAAGGCGUAGGAAAUGGUUUGAGGUGGCUUUUUCGACUGCGAGCACGUACAGAUCGGUUGGCAGUGCAUGACGACACGGGCCUUGACUGUGGAUGGAUACAUGGACCUGUGAUCACAGGUUGUGAGUGUUCAGGACGGGAUGGAAUACAGGCCAUGGAAGGAAAAUAGACCCAAAAAAACCCAACAGAUUAUCUUUUUUAUAGAAUCUGUUGUCAAAUACCUCCCCUGAACCGGCAGCUGCUGUGAUGAGUUACGCGGGUGAUGUAUUGCAUUGCAGUGCAUUCAGUUGUGUGACAGCUAAUCCCUCAGGUUCCUGCUUCUGGAUUGACUUGGAUAGAUGAAGACGUGCAUGAACGUGCCUGAGAAGGAACAGGUAAAGGAGGCCAGGUUACAUUCCUACAGCAUUAUUUCUUUUCUCCUAUAGGUGGUAUAUAGAGAAGAUACACGAUUGAUAGGAGGACUGAUUCAACUUCCGGUUGUGAGGGAACCUGAAGUCGCUGCACAUCGUAGGAGUUACAGAGUUACAACUAUGAUUGACAUGUCUUAAACAAAUGUUACAGACACUAAAGUACAGAAAUACUUGUAAAAUAACAACAAGCAUGUCUGAAUUUAUACCUCUCCAAUGACGACUGAAACACAUGAUGUUGAAAAAUCACUGCCGGUCUUGAGACUGUCAAUCUCGUCAUUCCUGUAAGGAUUAGGAUUAUAACUGCGUAAAGCACACCUAUUUCUUUUAUAGGAGUGGAACUGCCAAAAGCCAUAUCAAGAAGCGUAAAGGAUUCAUAGUUACGACUCAAGCAAUAAUACUCAUGUUUUAUGAAUGUUCCCAAGUUUGAAACACUACCGGGUCCACUGCCACACAGUAUUUAUCAGAAACUAUGUGCGCACAAUGUGCAGGUUCAACACUAAGCUAAAGUGUUUACGUUGUCUAUAUCAUUAAAAACAAUAAGAAAUUAGAUUUAAUGCCAAUGAACAUUUUUGACGUGUCAGUAUUUAUCAUGUGCGAAUAAAUGCAUGGAUGGUGCUGCUAUUGUUAAAUAAAAGCUGUGAGCUUUUUUUCUGACGAACUGA